AUAAGAAAUAUAAAGUACUCAAACACAGAAAGGAAGAAUGACAAAAUCGUCAGCUUCAAUAUAGCAUCGUUAACAUGACUACAAUGUGUGUAUACAUCUCCACCACUCACAUCGGUUAUCAGCCAUGCCAUCACCUACACUCUCCAAUCACUGGUUUCUCUUCUACCGUGGACCACCAACUACCCAGUCUGCAUCACCCCGUAUGGCUCAAACCAACAGUAAAACUACUUCAUACAUCGAUUGAUCUUACGUUCUACUAUGGACACCUCGGGUCUUUUCCCAGCCUCAACCUACUUCAACCAACAUUGUGUGACGACGGAAACGGAAACUCUCCAUCUCAUCAGUGUCUUCACCUAACAGGACUAUGUCAUCUGCGUAUUCUACGUCUAACGAAAAUUCUUCCACAAUUACGUCAACAUCCGUGUAUUCACUUGACGAAAGACACACCUCCAUAAGAAUAUCCAUGAUAAAAUUGAAUAAGAAUGGAGACAGUGGGCACCAUUAACGCACACCAUUCAACGAGUACAGCUCCCCAGACAUCUCACCAUACCAUCUAACACGUCCACAAGUCUUCGAGUAGAUAGCCCUCAAUAAGGUGAUGUACUUACUCAUCACUCCUUUCAGUGAGAGACAUUGCCACAAAACUUCUUCAUCAACGAAGUCGAAUGCGG
Messenger RNA from Heterobilharzia americana, 671 nucleotides. NCBI's taxonomy places the organism in Eukaryota, Metazoa, Platyhelminthes, Trematoda, Strigeidida, Schistosomatidae. The record is from the annotation of a GenBank genome assembly.